Aureococcus anophagefferens is the source of this 7125-nucleotide messenger RNA. RefSeq lists its product as hypothetical. Gene Ontology annotation, biological process: negative regulation of cell population proliferation. The transcript has 4 exons. NCBI's taxonomy places the organism in Eukaryota, Pelagophyceae, Pelagomonadales, Pelagomonadaceae. Bases 1 to 7125 code for a protein of 2374 amino acids. The record is from RefSeq and is a predicted model, not a curated record. Gene Ontology annotation, molecular function: protein binding.
AUGAGCCGCGCGGCCGCCGACGCGCGCGCGGCGCUCCGCGACGGCUGCCCCGUCGACGCGCUCGACGACAACGGCCUCACGGCCCUGCACCUGGCCGCGUUCAACGGCGUCGCCGAGGUCGUCGACGCGCUCGUGGAGGCCGGCGGCCCGAACUUCGUCGCGCGCGAGAGCCGCGGUGGCAUGAACGUGUUGCAUUUUGCAACCGGCGCCGGCGCGUCCGACGAUGCGUUCCCCUUCGUCGCCGCGCUCUUCGCCGCCGCGCCGCGGACGCUGCUGCUGGGCCUCUCGCUCGCGCGCGAGCACCAGGGGCAGCUCACGCCGAAGGACCGCGCGGUCCUGAAUGGGCACGAGCGCCUGGCGCUGCUCUUCGGCGCCGUCGAGCGGCUCGACGACGCUGAGGUCGAGCGCAUCCUCGCGACGGCGUGCGCGGCGGUCGUCGUCGGCGGCGUAGUCCGGCUGCCGCGAGAGGACGAAGUUGUACUCGAGGAGCGGCGGGAUUGCGAAGGGCGCCGACGACCCGCCCGCGGGGAAGACGCGCACGCGCACGACCUUGCGGCCCUCGGACGGGCUGAUGGCGCCCACGAAGGCCCAGCGGCUGCACCGGACCAUGGGCGCGUAGUCCGGGUUGCCCUGCAGCAUGGACGCGAAGCGCUUCCAGGGCCCCGUGACGGCCUUGUUCGCCGGGCUCGCGAACUUGAAGCAGCGCAUGACGUCGCCGUCGCGCAGCGCGUUCAUCUGCGCGGCGACGACGUCCUCGGGCGCGGCUUUGGGCGUCGGCCGCCGGGGCAGCGCCGCCUCGUCGUCGGCCGCGCUCGCCGCGCGCCGCGGGAUCGACGCGCGGCGCGGCGUCGGCGCGAAGCCCGCGGCCGCCGCGAGCGCGAGCGCGAGGACGACGCGCCGCUUCAUCGCGCCGCGAGGUACUGCGAGGCCUUCUCGAGGACGACGGACAGGACGAUCGCGGCGACGAAGAAGCCGCCCUUCUCCGCGAUGGCCUUGCCGAUGACCGGGUCGAACUCGCGCUUCUCCCGCGGCUCGGCGCGCAGCAGCAGCGCGCGGCCGCGCGGCGCGUCGGGCGCGGGCGAGAAGGCGACGCGAGCGCGCUCGCGGCGCGAGGCGACCGGCGCGAAAGCGGAUGCGGAAGCAGCCACGCAGACGAGGACCACGACCAGGCGCAUCGAUUGCAAUGAGACUGCAAUGAGAACUGCAACACACUGCAACAUACACUCCGUAUCCGAUACAACCGCGCUACCCCGUCGCUCGACGAUGCCUCUGCCAAAACCCAUCAAGAAGAGCAAGGGCCCCGUGGAGCCCGAGGUCGAGGAGGCCAAGGGCCACAACCCGAAGGAGGACGCCGCCGUCGGGUCCAUCUCGCACAUCCUGCGCACGCUCUUCCGCGGGCUCUACGAGGACGAGGCGCGCGAGAAGGCCGAGGCCGAGGAGCAGGAGAAGCUCCAGGCGGAGCAGGACGCCAAGGCGCAGAAGAAGGCGAAGAAGAAGGGCAAGGCGAAGAAGGGCGCGAAGACGGGCCGGGAGGCGGCCGUCGAGGACGACGCGUCGCUCGACGACGACGACGACGACGGCGCGGUCGAGCACGGCGACGCGCCCUGGUUCGACGCGAGCCACCUCAAGGACGUGGAGCACACCAAGGCCCUCGCCGCGCGGCGCCAGGACGCCAUCGCCGCGCGCCUGGGCCGGCAGCAGAAGCAGGCGGACGGCCUUUUAGCGUACAUGGGCGAGCAGAUCCGCGUCGCCGCGGCGGCCGACGAGGAGGAGGAGCGGUCGCUGAAGAAGCGGGGCCUGCUCGUCUCGGCGCACAUCCCCCAGGCCGCGUCCCAGCUCGAGCUCACGUCCGCGGCGCUCGCGGACGGCGGCCACUUCUCCGCCGCUUUGGUCACGGCCGCGGACCUCAUCGAGGCGAACCGCAAGGCGCUCGCGCGGCGCUCGGGCAACAUGGAGGCCGCGGGCGUCACGUCCAAGGCGUCGGCGGUCCUCGCCACGGGCGCGCCGGGCUACUUCAAGCUCACGGCGACGAACAAGGUCCGCCAGAAGCUCGCGCUCCAGCGGAGCCACGGCCCCUGCGGCGACAAGGGCGACCCGACGGCGCUCACGCUCCUGCGCACGUCGCUGUCGGCGCCGGGCGCCGACGAGGGCUCGGGGUCCGCGACGACGGCGCGGCCGAGGCGGCCCGACGUCGGCGCGUCCGUCGAGCAGCAGGAUUUAGACCUCAAGGUGCUGACGCGCAUGGAGCAGAAGCUCCACUUCCUGCGGAACCCGCGCUACGACGCGCACAACCCAAACCACCAGCGGCGUCUCACCGCGCGGCCGCCGUCGCCGCGGCGCAUCGGGCGGGAGACGUACGCGGAGACGGACCCGGCGGCGAUCGCGCGCCGGGAGGCGCUCGACCGCGACGGCGACGGCGCCGAGGAAACGCAGCUGCGCGACGUGCCCCUCGUCAUCGUCGAGCCCCGGGAGGUCGCCUUCAGCAACCACGUCGUCGGCGGCGCCUACGAGCAGGCGCUCUCGAUCAAGAACGCGUCGGCGAUCUCGCGGCGGCUGCGCCUGCUCCGCCCGCGGACCAAGUUCUUCACCGUGGCGUCGGUCAAGUGGCCCGGCGCCAGGGACAGUGGCAACCUCGCCCCGGGCAUGUCGCUGCGGGUCCUCAUCCGCUUCGAGCCGGACAGCCUGGCGGACUACGAGGACGAGCUUAGAGUGGUGUCGGAGAUCGGCGAGGUUUCGGUGCGCCUGCGCGCGACGCGGGACCCGCCGGUGCUCACGCUGCCGGACCAGCUGGACGUGGGCGCCUGCCACCUCGGCGGAAGACUGGAGACGUCCUUCGCGGUGACGAACGCGGGCGGGCCCGGCCGCUUCCGAUUAUUGCGGGAGCAGGACUACCCGUCGCCCGUCGCCGCCCAGCGCUACAGCGACACGAUGCGGCUCUUGCCCUACUACACGGUGAAGCCGACGUCCUUCGAUUUAGGGCGGGACGAGACGACGCAGAUCCGGGUCACGUUCGCGCCGGACGGCGCGCCGGGCGAGCACCGCGCGAACUUUCUGCUCAUCGGCGACGACUGCCGCGUCGUCACGCACGUGCUCGUGGGCCGCGCCGAGGCCGUCGAGGUCACGGCGUCGGACCUCGACGGCGUGGAUUUACUGGCGGACGCGUCGUACGCGCCGCCGGACGCGCUCGGGUUUGAGUCGCUGCCGCUCGGCGCUUCCGCGACGCACGAGGUGUCGCUGCUGAACCGCGGCGAGCUGCCGCUGGCCUUCGACUGGCGCGUCGACGAGGACGCGCCAGAUUCGGGUUUUACAGUGGCGCCCGUCGCGGGCGUGCUCGAGCCGCGGUCGAAGCAAAAAAUCACGGCGAGCUUCUCGCCGUCGCUCGCGGCGCCCGUCGGCGCGACGGCGGCGCUGGUCGUGCGCGGCGUGCCGCGGCUCGCCGCGGGCUCCCUGCCCGUCGUCGGCGCGAGCGACCGCGAGGGCCGGGGCGACUUCGUCGACGUCGAGGCGUACAAGUUCGCGAUGCGCGGCGCGGGCCACCGCGUGCGCCUCGACGCGGCGCCGCGCUGCGUGGCGCUGCCCUGCGCGCUGGGCCUGGGCAACGUCUACGAGCUCGACGAGGAGCUCGUGACGCUGUCGAACCCGACGGGCGCGCCCGUCGAGUGGUUCUGGGGCGCCGCGGCGACGCGCGGCGCCCUCGUCCUCCCGGACGCGCUGCUCGCGCCGGACCCGGCUAUAGCGGCGGCGACGGUCGAGUGGGAGCCGAGCCGGGGCGUGCUCGGGCCCGGCGAAUCCGUCGAGUGCAUGAUGCGCCUCGACGCGACGCGCGUCGGCUCGACGGAUCUCGCGCUGCCCUGCUUCGUCGUCGACCGGCGCGGCGGCGACCCCUACGAGUCCUGCCGCGUCGUGCUCAACUGCGAGACGUCCGGGGGGCGCCUGCGCUUCGCGGAGCCCGAGGUGGACCUGGGGUUGAUCGCGGUGGGCGCGAAGAAGGAGCACGUCAUCACAUUCACAAACGCGACGUCCGGCGACCUCGAGUUCUCCUUCGCCGAGGUCGCCGACGCGGGCCUCGGCGGGAGGCACUCGGGCUCCCAGAAGUCGCUCGGGGGCCGGUCGUCGUCGAAGGCGUCCGACGGCAGGAAGUCGAAGUCGGACGCGUCGAACGGCGACGGCGAGAACCCGUGCGAGAACAACGAGUUCAAGAUCGACUCGCCCUACUGCCAGCUCAUGUUCGACCCGCCCGUCGGCACGGUGGGGCCCCGGGGCGAGGCGUCCGUGCGCGUCGUCUGCUCCGCGGGCAAGCUGCCGCAGCGGCUCCGCGCGCACGCGCGCGUCGACGUGCGGAGCGGCCGCGCGGCCGCGGAGCCCCAGUUCAUGAGCCUGCGGGGCGAGGUCCAGGCGCCCAAGGUCUACCUGACGGAGACGGACGUCGACCUCGGCGUCGUCUACGUCGGCGUGCCCGUGACGCGGUCGCUGCGGCUCGUGAACCUGUCGAACCUGUCGACGCGGUUCAAGUGGGAGCGGCCCGGCGGCGCGUCGUCGACCUUCGACCUCGGCUUCAGCCCGCCGAGCGACGUGCUCGACGCGAAGCAGGUCUGCGACGUGACCAUGACGUUCUGCGCGCUCUCCGCGGGCGUCGUCGACGAGGUGCUCGGCUGCCGCAUCUUCGGCAUGUCGCUGCCCCUGGGCUUCACAUUAAAGGCCAUCUCCAAGGCCGCGGUGCUCGCCUACGAGCUGUUGCCCGACGGCGCCGAGCCGCCGCCGGCGCUCGCGGACGCGGCGCUGCCCCAGCUGCCCGAGGGCGUGUCCGUGCCGUCGCAGCCGCCGCCGCCGAAGCUCGACUUCGGCGCGGGCGUGCCCCUCUUCGAGCGCAAGACCGUGCGCCUCGCCAUCCGCAACCUCAGCGCCAUCGCCGCCAAGUUCUCCAUCGCGCCGAAGAAGUACCCCGUGGCGAAGCGCGACCCCGCGCCCGGCGACGCGGCGUCGGCCGCGUCGGGCGGCACGGCGCGCGGCCGCCGCAAGCCCAUCCUGGACGACUCGCUGGAGAGGACGAACACGUUCACGAGCGUCGGCGGCCGGGCGCACAACGCGAAGCGCCGCGUGGCCGCGGAGGACUCGGAGGUGCUCGGCGGGGGCAACGGCGUCGCGUUCUCCGUGUCGCCCGCGGCGGGCGUGCUCGUGCCCUGGGGCGUGCUCGUCGUCACCGUGACGGCCUACAACAACAUGGCGGGCCUCUUCACGGACGCUUUAGAGUGCGACGUCGAGUCCGUGCCCGCGAGCCGGCUGCCCAUCCGCCUGAGCGUCCGGGGCUGCCCGCUGACGCUACGGCCCGAGUGCGCGGGGCUGGACCUGAUCACGUCGCCGGAGCGGCCCAUCCUGAACUUCGGCCAGAUGUGCGUCGGGUCGCCCCAGGCGCUGGCGAAGCACGUGCGCGUGCGCAACAGCGGGCCCGUCGACGCGCUGCUGACGUGGCGCGUCGUGCCCGAGGGCGGCGGCGCGGGCGACGAGGACCGCGCCGUCGACGUCGCCGCGAGGUACGUCGGCGGCGACGACCCCGUGCGGCUCACCAUCAAGUGGCACGAGCAGGUCGAGUACGACCCGCCUUUUACGGUGGACCCGCCGGAGCUCAAGGUGCCCGCGCACGGCGACGGCGCGUUCGUCGUGCGCCUCCGGCCGGACACGGUAGCUCCCGGGUCGCGCCACCUCGAGGACGCGGGGCCGUCCGGCACGGUGCGCGCCAUGAUGGUCGCGGACGCGCUCUGGGUGUCGCGGCCGAAGACGCCGGGCGCGUCCGCGGACCUCGACAACGAAGCGGACGGGCCCAAGGUCGAGAACCGCCUCGCGGGCCUGUCGCUGACGACGCUGAGCACCGUGGGCCGCGCGAGCGGCAUCCUGAAGAAGGCCAACGACCCGCGCGUGCUCCAGGCGCUCAAGGUCGUCCUCGACACGAAGCUCGUGCGCCCGCGGCUCCAGCUCGAGAAGGCCGCGGCGGACGGCGGCCACACGCUGCGCUUCAAGACCUGGUCGACGACGGUCAUCGACACGCGCGUGCGGCGCAACGCGGCGACGGCGACCUUUUUUCCCGCCGCGGGGCUCGCGGCCGCGGCCGCGGGCGACCCGUCGACGGCCGUCGCGCGGAGCGGCGACCCGGGCUCGCCCGGCGACCCGCCGGGCACGGCGUCCGGCGCGUCCGUGGCCACGUCCACGGGCGGCAUCCCGUCGAGUCUGCACCGGCGGGCCAUGCUCCGCAACGUCGCCGACAUCCCCCUGACGUGCUCGCUCGACGUGACGUCGCCGUUUUCCAUAUUGACCGCGUCGUCGACGUCCUUCUCCUACAAGGGCCGCGACUGCCUCCACAGCGACCUGCAUUUGCUCCCGCGGCGGAGCCUCAAUUUGGACAUCCUGUUCAGCCCGCCGCCGCUGCCGCCGUCGUCGCCCUUGGAACCCGCGAAGCUCAAGUACGACUACGACGGCGAGCUCAUCGUGCGCUUCUCGACGGGCCAGGAGCAGCGCGUGGCGCUCCAGGGCACCGUCGUGCGGCCGGCGCUCGUGGCGUCGCCGCCGGCCCACGACUUCAAGGUCGUGCGCACGGACGGGUCGUCGUGCCUGAGCCUCUUCCUCUCGAACCCGACGGAGGUCGACAUCGAGUGGCAGCUCCGCCACGUGCCGCGCGGCGACCGCGUCUCCGACGGCAUCGACGGCGACAACGCGCCCCUCGACUCCGUCGACGACCCCUCCGUCUUCGACUUCAGCGACGUCACCGCGCACAUGACGGGGCCGUCGCUGCCCUUGAAGUCGGCCGCCGCGUGCGUGCCCAAGGACUUCAACCGCCUCGCGGACUCCCUCUUCUCCCAGACGGUCACGGCCCUCACCUGGAAGCCGGGCGGCGGCGACCACGACGAGGCCGUCACGUCCCUCGACGCGGCGCUCCGCGCGGAGGCGCGCGCGAACCCGCGCGUGCCGCUCCCGGUCACCGUGACCUUCAAGCCCAAGCGCGACGUCAAGUACUGCAGCCGCUUCCGCUUCGACGUCCACAAGGGCGAGCCCUUCGACAUCGUCCUCCAGGGCGUCGGCUCCUACGAGGAGAACGUCCUGCCCCUGACCGUUCGCGUCGCGGGGAACGCCUAA